AUGAAGAAAUAUUCUUUAUUCCUUAUUCUUGCUCGAAAAGCACUUGCAGCCCCUUUCAAGUCAUUUCUCGGCACAUAUAUCAUAGCCUCCGCACAUGAACUCGAUUCAACGACACACGACGAUACACCAGAAUAUGGCUCUCCAGAAUUUUGGUGGAAGAUGGGAAUUAGUGUUGCGCUAGUAUUACUGGGCGGGGUAUUUGCUGGAUUGACUCUAGGUCUCAUGGGCUUGGACGAGCUACAUCUUCGAGUAUUGGCCGCAUCCUCUGAUAUCCCGACUGAGAAGCAAAAUGCUAAGAAGGUCCUCAAGCUAAUGUCGAAAGGAAGACACUGGGUCCUGGUCGUGCUUCUCCUAGGCAAUGUGAUCGUCAAUGAAAGUUUACCUAUAUUCUUAGACGGAGCGCUUGGUGGAGGAAUCGCUGCUGUCGUUAUAUCUACUACAGCUAUUGGUGAAAUCAUUCCUCAAGCAGCCAGCGUCCGUUUCGGUCUUUCAAUAGGAGCGAGAUGCGCUCCAUUCGUUCUCGCUCUCAUGUGGAUCAUGUCGCCUAUCGCAUACCCCAUUGCCAAGCUACUUGAUAAAGUGCUCGGUGCAAACGAAUCCCAUACCUACAAAAAGGCCGAACUCAAGUCAUUCCUUCAAUUCCACCGGACGGGAGAGGAGCCAUUAAGAGACGAGGAAAUCAGUAUCUUGAACGGUGUCCUCGAGCUGAAUACGAAGAGCGUGGAGAGUAUAAUGACGCCGAUGAAGGAUGUGGUCAAACUAAGCGCCGACACGAUUCUGGAUCACAAAACACUGGAUGCAAUCCUUUCAAGUGGUUACUCUCGCUUCCCGAUUCACGAACCCAGUAAUCCGCUGGCUUUUGUUGGGCUUCUACUCAUUAAAAAACUUCUUCAAUAUGACCCAUCGCAAGGUCUCCCGAUAUCGAGCUUUCCGUUGUCAAUUCUACCAGAGGCACCACCAUCAAUCAAUUGUUUUCAAGCCUUAGAUUACUUCCAGACUGGCCGAGCACAUCUUUUGUUGAUAAGUUCUACUCCUGGUCUCGCUGGUGGCGCUCUUGGUGUGAUUACCUUGGAAGAUAUAAUUGAGGAAAUCAUAUCCGAAGAGAUUGUUGACGAGACAGAUCGGUAUGAGGACAAUGUGAGCAAGAGAAGAGCAAGACGGGCAACAACGGCGACUAUCAUGAGAGGGUAUGUUAAUCCUCACUUUUCGUUUUGA
This is a messenger RNA of Lentinula edodes (shiitake mushroom), 1215 nucleotides long. RefSeq lists its product as uncharacterized. NCBI's taxonomy places the organism in Eukaryota, Fungi, Basidiomycota, Agaricomycetes, Agaricales, Omphalotaceae. The record is from RefSeq and is a predicted model, not a curated record. The transcript is spliced from 13 exons. Gene Ontology annotation, biological process: magnesium ion homeostasis. The coding region runs from base 1 to 1215 and encodes 404 amino acids. Gene Ontology annotation, cellular component: intracellular membrane-bounded organelle.